This is a messenger RNA of Sitophilus oryzae (rice weevil), 454 nucleotides long. RefSeq lists its product as uncharacterized. The record is from RefSeq and is a predicted model, not a curated record. Lineage: Eukaryota; Metazoa; Arthropoda; Insecta; Coleoptera; Curculionidae. Bases 57 to 356 code for a protein of 99 amino acids. The transcript is spliced from 3 exons.
UUUCGCUAAAAAUAUCUAUAGCGUAUUUUAUUGCGUGUGCUAGAAGUAAAAGAAGCAUGUUAAAAAACAUGUUUUUGUUAUCAUGCUUGAUUACUAUGAUAUCUACCCAUAUCCAGGCUUAUCCAACAAAUGAAGACUAUAAGUUUAUUGAUAGAGAGUACGCUAGUCCGGGCGCCCACCAACUAGCCAGCUGGCUAGCUUACCAACUCAAACCCAAGGAAUUCAUACCACCAUUGGACGUACCCAUCAUACCAUACCGUCUACCCGUUCAGAAUGGCAAGAGAAACUCCGAGGUCACCAACGCCAUGGUAGGAUCAGAGGAGACUCAGAAAAUGUACCGUGAAGGUCGCAAGUAACUUUCACGGUAUAAGUUUUGAAACUCACGGUAUUUGGCAACGGCAAAAAUUUGUUAAACUCCCUUUUAACUGAACGCUUAAUAAAAAUUGUGUAUUGA